AUGGAGGACAUGUUUUUUGAUUUCGAACAAGAUGCCGCCACAGAUUUCGCCUUCUGGGGCCAGAUGGACCCAAACUUCCAGUUCCAGACCCAGUUGGACAGUUUGCUUUUCGACUGUGGCACAGUGGCGGGACAGCUCUCCCCUUGGUCCUCGUUCGGAUGCCAGUCAGUGUUCCCCGAUGCUCAGCUGACCUUUACCGAUCUAGACUCCCAGUCCCCACCGCCGGAGGCCGGUGCUGAAGUGGACAGCUCCUUGCUGGACGAGCCUCUGGAGAGCUGCAAGCGGAGACAGCGGCGGCUCCCACCUCACCCUCACCACCCGUACAAGGUGCAGAGACAUGCGGCCAACAUUCGGGAGAGGAAGAGGAUGCUGAGCAUCAACUCGGGGUUUGAGGAGCUCCGAUGUCACGUCCCGACCUUCCCCUACGAGAAGCGCCUGUCCAAAAUCGACACCCUCCGGCUCGCCAUCGCUUACAUCGCACUUCUGAGGGAAAUCCUCGUAUCCGGUUGUGACCCAAAGUCGUAUGUGGACGAAUGCAUGAAGAAUGGCUACAAGAAUCAGACCAAUGCAAUCUGGAAUACAAGUGAUCUAACAGCGCGCCUCUCCUGGAUCAAGUGGGAUUAA
Molecule: messenger RNA, 624 nt
Organism: Engraulis encrasicolus (European anchovy)
Lineage: Eukaryota; Metazoa; Chordata; Actinopteri; Clupeiformes; Engraulidae
Product: protein Fer3
Exons: 2
Coding region: 1-624 (207 amino acids)
Biological process (GO): developmental process; regulation of transcription by RNA polymerase II
Molecular function (GO): RNA polymerase II transcription regulatory region sequence-specific DNA binding; protein dimerization activity; DNA-binding transcription factor activity, RNA polymerase II-specific
Source: RefSeq, a predicted model, not a curated record